AUGCUAAAGAACCACGUCCAAAACGGCUACAGGGACUCGCCCGAGAGAGAGGCCGAAGUCCUCCGCGCUGUGGCCCACACCAACAUCGUCAAGCUGAUUACUGCUUUCGACUUCGGUGGCACCCCCGCAGACGGCCGUGUGGACAUGCUGGAGACGAAGCAGUCUUCCGGCAAGGACACGUACUUCCAAGAGUAUGGGCGCGAUGUGGAUCAGGAGCAUGAUGCCGAUGGCGCAACUUGGAUUAUGACUGAGGGUACGGGCGUUCCCCGUGACUGCCGUGUGGAGCGUCUUGAGCUGAAGCUGGUGGAAGUGAAGCAGCUUUACAUGCUCAAGUGUGGCGCGGACGUGGAUGAAGAUGCCGAUGCCCACGACGAUGCCGAUGGCACGCCGGGGAUCCAAACCAGUGGCACAGGCACCCCCACAGACGGCCGUGUGGACUUGCUGGAGACGAAGCAGUCUUCUGGCAAGGACAUGUACUUCCAAGAGUAUGGCCGCGAUGUGGAUCAGGAGCAUGAUGCCGAUGGCACAACUUGGAUUAUGACUGAGGGUACGGGCGUUCCCCGUGACUGCCGUGGCUUGAGCGAAGGAGCCCUGCUCACCUCCAAAAAGGCGAGCUCCCCAGUCAUUCUCACGUGGGCUGGGCCACGUGGGCUGGGCCACCUUCGCCGACAUGGGUACGUCCACCGUGACGUUAAGCCGGACAACAUUGCCGUCCAAGAUGGCUGUGUCAGGCUGAUCCAGGCCUGCCAGCUGCGUGGGCCGCCCACAGAUAUCUACAGUCUGGGGCUGGUGGCCCGGCUGCCAGGCUGCCUUGAUGUAGUUCGCCGCGCGCUGGAGCAGCCCCAAAAACUACUUUACUAA
Symbiodinium natans is the source of this 861-nucleotide messenger RNA. The record is from the annotation of a GenBank genome assembly. NCBI's taxonomy places the organism in Eukaryota, Dinophyceae, Suessiales, Symbiodiniaceae.